AUGAACAAACUAAAGAAUUUUUUUAAGCAGAAAAAAACUCAAGAAGAAGAGGAACAACUGGAUCAAAAACAAAAACAACAAUACUCGUUGCAACAGGGACAAGCACAGGGUAAUUCAUUAUCUACAACAAGACCUUAUGAAACUCGUGUUUCUAUCGAAGAGGAUACACUUUCGUCAACAACAAAGGUAAACAGCGAGAGAUCUACUAUGGAAACUCAACCUGCUAACAUCCAUCACAACAACAGUACCAAUCACCAGUGCCAGUCAAUGUUUGUCGAGGAUGUGGGCUCCUCAAGGACAAGCAGCAGUGAUGAAUCGUGUGGGAUGAGCGAUGAAGAUGAAGAUGGAGAUGAAGAUGAUAUUCCCGAGGAUAUUUUCCCCGAGCAAGUAGAAUUAGAUGGGUACACGUUGGUAAAUAAGAUCGGUGAAGGUGCAUUUUCUACAGUUUUCCGAGGAAUUAUUUGUAAGGGCAGUGGAAAGGAAUUUUUAGCAAACAAUUUCAAAAAUUUAGCAAUUAAGGUCAUUAGAAAGCAGGAUAUUCCAGAUUCGAAUGCUACCAAAAAGGAUGCUGGAAAAACAAGUACAAGAGCACAGGUGCUCAAAGAAGUUACUAUCCAUAAAUUAGCAGCAUCAGGAUGCCCAGAGAUUGUUCAAUUCGUCGAUUUCCAAGAAACUGAUAACUAUUACUUUAUUAUCCAAGAGUUCUUGAGUGGUGGUGAAAUUUUUGGUGAAAUCGUCAAAUUUACCUAUUUUAGUGAAGAUCUAUCACGUCAUAUCAUAAGGCAAUUGGCAUUAGCAGUUAAGCAUUUACACAAUGUUGGUGUUGUUCAUAGGGAUAUUAAACCUGAAAAUCUUUUAUUCGAACCAAUCGAUUUUGUUCCAUCCAAAAAGAUUAAACUGAGGAAAAGUGAUGACCCAUCGACUAAGAAAGACGAAGGUAUCUUUAGACCUGGUUUUGGUGGUGGUGGUAUUGGAUCGGUCAAAUUGGCAGAUUUUGGGUUAUCAAAACAAAUUUAUCAGGCCAAGACAAAGACUCCCUGUGGUACAGUUGGUUAUACAGCACCUGAAGUGGUAAAGGACGAAAAAUAUUCCACAAAAGUUGAUAUGUGGGGGAUUGGUUGUGUUUUGUACACCAUAUUAUGUGGGUUCCCACCAUUCUAUGAUGAAAAAAUUGAUACUCUAACGGAGAAGAUUUCACGCGGUGAAUACGUAUUUUUGAGGCCAUGGUGGGAUGAAAUUAGUGAUGGCGCAAAGACUGCGGUUAAAAGAUUAUUAGAAGUUGAUCCUGUAAAACGUUAUGACAUCGAUGAAUUUUUAAAUGACCCGUGGUUGAACACUUUUGACUGUUUGGAAGAACAAAAGGAGGAAGAAGAAAGGAUACGGUCUCAUAAACGUAAGAGCAAGUUACAAUUCAAAAGGAAAAUGGCAAUCGAUUCGACCCUCUUGUAUUCCCCUGCGGCUGUUGCAAUGAAGGAUGCGUUUGACGUUUCGAACGCCGUUCAAAGAGAUGAAGAAGACAAAAGGGAAAUAAUGAGCAAUUCAUUAGGAGCACUAGCUGAAGAUGAGGAGAGUGAUGAUCCAAGCAGUGCACUUGCAUCUGCCACUAACGCUAAUUAUGAUAAUAAUCAAGAUUUAUCUCAAGAUAUGUUCCAUUUGAGUCUAGAUUCUUCUACUAUCAUUAAAAGGAGGAAAAACGGUGCUGUGCCGAUAGCAGCCGUAGUUGAGUAA
Messenger RNA from Zygosaccharomyces rouxii, 1728 nucleotides. It is a transcript of the gene RCK2, whose product is annotated as serine/threonine protein kinase RCK2. The record is from RefSeq and is a predicted model, not a curated record. The coding region runs from base 1 to 1728 and encodes 575 amino acids. NCBI's taxonomy places the organism in Eukaryota, Fungi, Ascomycota, Saccharomycetes, Saccharomycetales, Saccharomycetaceae. The transcript has a single exon. Gene Ontology annotation, biological process: mitotic DNA damage checkpoint signaling; protein phosphorylation. Gene Ontology annotation, molecular function: protein serine/threonine kinase activity; ATP binding. Gene Ontology annotation, cellular component: nucleus.